This is a messenger RNA of Serendipita indica DSM 11827, 951 nucleotides long. The record is from the annotation of a GenBank genome assembly. Lineage: Eukaryota; Fungi; Basidiomycota; Agaricomycetes; Sebacinales; Serendipitaceae.
AUGCCUCCCGCAAAAUCCGCUGUAAUCGCCGUGGUCGACAAAGCUCAAAUGCAGCUCGAUGAGAGAGGCGAUAUGCAACAAGUUCUGGACAGAAUUCAAGUCGUGUAUCAGACCUUGGAACCAUGGGCAAACGCAGACUCUCCCCACCCGAAGGCAAAAUCAGCGUUGAACCUAGUCAAGGUCGAAGUCAACAAUUUCUCAGCAUCCCUAAACCAGUCGUUAGAUGCCGCCAAGCUCUGUCAUAAUUGCGCGGAAAACGGGAUAAUGAUACUAGAAAGUCUAGAUAACGACCGUGUCACUCUCGAGGAACUUCGACUAGAAACAGAGAUUACUGUUCAGGACGUCAACAAGGCGAAAGCGAAACUAUCUGGUGUGGUAGACUCUCUUCGAAACAACCGUACUGGAGCCCGUGAAUCUUUAGAGGCGGCGACGAAGGAUAUCAAAGACGAAAAGGAGACAAAAAAGUUUCUCGAGGGCAAAGCAAAGAAGAAGAUUCAAAAAAUCUGCACUGGGUUCAAAGCUGCACAAGUCGUCUCAGCCGUGGUUUUGGUCGCUGCUUCGCCAGCCUGUCCCCCAUUAAUCAUCGCCAUACCUAUCAUUCUUCCGCUCUUGGAGCUCGCAAGUCAUAACCUUAUCUCACAUGAAACAAAGAAGAUUGAAAAGCGCAGUGUGGAGCUGGUACAUUGUACAGCUGCCGUUGACCAGAUACACAACGCCCUUCAAACCCUCGAACGCCUAGAAAACAGCCUUGACUCACUCCUAUUCUGGUGGGGACAGAUGGAAGAAGUCUUCUUGACGAUCCAUAACAACCUCGAAUCUAUCCGAAAAGAUAUUAAGCGCAUGCGCAUUAAGAGGUUGAUCCAAUCGUUCCAAGAGGUCAAGACGGAAUUUCUGCAGUAUAAACUCAGGAUUGUGAAGAUCCAAGAUUACUAUUCGCGUGAUCUCAAGUAG